AUGUACUGUCGCACAGGAUCACCGCUCCCUGAACGACCACUGGACGAGCCCUUGGGACAAGGCGACCCAAGGACGGCCCAACGAAGUAGCUGCAAGCUCUGGAGCAGCAGCAGCGGCGAGCAACUAGCCUCACCUGCAGCGCAUCGUGAGCGCCGGGAGCAGCCGGCCCCGCCAGGACCACGCCGAGAGGCUUUCCGGCUGACAUCCAAGCACCGAUCACCGACGCGAUGCCGGCCAGCUAUCCAGCCAGGACGACAGACGCCAGCGCCGAGAGCACCGGUGAUUCAAAUCCGACACAGCGGCGGACACUACCGACAACAAAGUGCCAGGGCGGUGCAGCUGAACUGCGAGGAGAGACGGCUAGACGCGAUUGUCGACACAGGCGCUGACAUCACAUUUCUGCGAGAAAGUAGUACACCGGAGCACCUCGUCAAACCCCACGGUACCGUAGAUUUAGUAUCAGCCUUCGGCGAGAAGGUAGAAGCGAAGCUCGCCGUCGUCCCUCUCGCGAUACAGGGGUGGGGUUCCCCGAUCCAGGACAUCGACACUGCGACGCCGGUAAUGUGUGCGCUCACGAACAGAUCGGCCCACACGGACUUCUUGAUAUCUGCCGACGCAUGGGAACAGCUGCGCGCCUCACACGCGGAGAACAGAGAGGUACACGUGGCUGCGGUGAGUACACGAUCACGAGAAAACGCCGACGAUCAAACGAACGCCUGCCCACCCGCUGCAGUUAGUACCGAUCUGUCGACGGUCGACGAGUCAGCGCAGGAAAGGGUGACCGUUGAUCAGGGUGAGGAGAGCACUCACGAGAUAGAGAACUCGGAGCAAAGCGGCGACGCACAAAAACUGCGCAAGGAGCAGCGCGGCGAUGAUGCACUGAGUAACGCCUGGCGAAAUGCGAAAGCCGGGAAAGCGGGCAUGUGCGUCGUUGAUGGCUUUCUGUAUCACAAGGAUAAAGUUCUUGGCCAAAGUAUGUUGCAGUUAGUGCUUCCGCAGACGCGCCGCGGUGCUGUUUUAGCGCUCGCUCACGAGUCAUACUGGGGCGGUCACCUGGGCUUUCGUAAAACAAAGGCGCGAAUUAAGUGCAGCUUUUUCUGGCCUGGCAUGGAGCAAGAUAUCCGCGACCACUGCGAUCGUUGCCACAGCCGCCAGGUCAGGGUGGCGUCGCUAAGCGUUAUCUUUCACGACGACAACGACUUCGGAGAAGUAGAAUACACGCCUCGAGCGGCUAACAGUGAAGACUUCUUCCUUAGUCAAGGAAAGACUGAGCAUUUGGACGCCCACACAGCCGAACGCGUGUGCGCGGUAUUCAGGGCCCACCAGGCAUUGUUUGUUGGCGAACCAGGUUUAGCUAAGGUAGGGCAGCACAGCAUAAAAGUUACCGACGGCGCCAAGCUCAAGUGUAGUCGCCCUUACAGGGUGCCAGAAGCGCUCAAAAAUGAAGUUAGCCGACAGAUAGCCGAGCUGCUGGAACUGGGCCUCAUAUACCGCUGCUAG
This is a messenger RNA of Rhipicephalus sanguineus (brown dog tick), 1500 nucleotides long. RefSeq lists its product as uncharacterized. The record is from RefSeq and is a predicted model, not a curated record. The coding region runs from base 1 to 1500 and encodes 499 amino acids. The transcript is spliced from 4 exons. Gene Ontology annotation, molecular function: aspartic-type endopeptidase activity. Lineage: Eukaryota; Metazoa; Arthropoda; Arachnida; Ixodida; Ixodidae. Gene Ontology annotation, biological process: proteolysis.